Messenger RNA from Coccidioides posadasii C735 delta SOWgp, 1794 nucleotides. It is a transcript of the gene MSS51, whose product is annotated as translational activator for mitochondrial COX1. NCBI's taxonomy places the organism in Eukaryota, Fungi, Ascomycota, Eurotiomycetes, Onygenales, Onygenaceae. The record is from RefSeq and is a predicted model, not a curated record. Gene Ontology annotation, biological process: mitochondrial respiratory chain complex IV assembly.
AUGUUCUGGGCCGACCUGAGAUCUGCUGAAUAUCGUCGCAAAGAAAAAGUGGGUGAAUAUCGGUCAAUUACCACACGCAACAAUUCCAUGACAAUGGUGGUAGAAUUCACCUGUCAAAGGUGUGCUCAGGCGCUCCGCCUUGGAAUCAGAAGCCAUGUUCCCACAGCUAGGAUGAAAUCGAUCCCUAACACCCGGUCUUAUCACUCGAACACCAUUUUCUCUGGACGCCGAAAGCUCCAGCCCAGCAUCAAGCAUGGAUAUGUCAACGUUCAGGACCAGAUAAAAGGAAUCGCGUCUGCUUCCAGAUCUCAAGCUACCGAUGCACCCUCUUCUCAAAUCCAGACAAAACGUCAGGCGUCCAGAUCUGAGUUCGAGCGGCCCAUCCUCCGUGCGAAUAACCUCUUCCACUCCUAUACAAACUCUCCUUCUCCGGAGAUCAGACGUCGCGCGGCAUUCAUCAAGCAAAAUGCAUUUUGUCCUCAUCCCAACCACCGGCAAACACGCAUUCCGCAGUCUCCGCAUGACUCCGAGUCUAGGAAAACCUCCGACGCAACCAGUCAAGAGCCAGCCCCUGCACAGUUCGAAUGUCCCGACUGUGGGGUCCCGGUAUACUGCUGUGAAGAGCACUGGAUGGAUGAUUUCGAAGCACAUUUGGAAGUGUGCGAGACAAUUCGACAAAUCAAUGAGGACGACCAUGAUUUGGUUUCGGGUCGAUUUUUUACAGAGUUUGACUAUCCCGGCCGACAGGAUGACGAUUUCGUGGUUAAUAUGACGAAUUGGGAUACAUUCUUGUAUACGAGGGAGUUUAAUGCGGUAAAUGAUGAUAGGUGUAUGCGGCAGGUUACGAGACUAUUGACAUAUCCGGUGACUAUUGCGAGUGUAUUGCAUGAGCUAAGCCCCUAUGAUAUUCGGAACAAUGGGAGACUCACGACAGAGGGAUUAAAGAGUCUUGCUGCCCUCCGAUAUACCCUUCAUCCGCCGAAAACAGGUGAAGGAACGGAUAUGUCGGGCCUACGACUCCAUGCUCCGCCAGUUAGAAUAUUCGUUCUCGGAGCCCGUGCCGAGUCCUCUCUUCCACGAGACGUCUGGUUACAGCUCACAUACCUCUUCCCAAGAGCAAGCAUCAAUCUCAUCUUCAUCGGCCCGGAAAGCAUGGCAAACAGAGAUGACGAAUUCCCACUCCCGGAACGAACUCCGAGCAAUCCCUUCGGCGGCAUCGUAGAAGACCGUUUAGGACCGCAACUCAAGAUAACAACAUAUGUGGACUACUUCCAUACCAUGCAUCGCACAAACAUGUUCCAGCCCUAUGAUCCUUACUUUGACUGCUUCAUGCUUUUCCAUCCUGGUCUGGGUCACCCUGCAAGCUCACACGAGUGGGAAGAAACAUUGCCCCAUCUCCUUGAAACAAAAGUACCCAUUCUCUGCACGGGAUACACUGAAUGGGAUAUGCAGAGAGACCUGAAUUGGGUGACAGAGAAAUGUGCCGGUGAAUUCGAUAUCCUCCUUGAGCCGGGAGAGAAUAGGUUCCGGAGCUUGAGGUGGGAUCUGAACGAUUUAGAUCCGCAUGAUGUCUCUGCCGGAAACUGGGGUGUUUGGGGUUUUAGAGGAAAGAGAUACGAGGCUACCCUAAAAGACUAGAUCCUUUUCAUUUGAUUUUUAGUUUGGAGUACAGGGAGGACAUCCAGUUCUACUUCGGGACUUAUGAAGGUCUCUUUGUCGCAUUGGGGCACCGUGAAUGUAUUGUAAUUGGCUUCCUUAUGCAUGUAUAUUACCAGCUCCCCUCUGCCUAUAGCC